AUGAACAUGGGCGAAGACGCACCCCCACAAGAGCUACCUAGCUUUACCUCUGCCGAUCGCAUUCGACAGCUGAAUGAGAUGGACAAGGAUGUUACCAAACUUCUUCAUUCUGCUGGCCUCGCGAUCCAAGCCUUGACCAACGCUAAACCGGGCCCCUCUUCCGUUGCACCAGAUGGAUCACUCGACUCGCACAAAACGCGGUUUAAAGAAGCAAGCGCGAAAUACUUCGCGCUGCUAUCCUCAGCCGAUGUCACUCUCCGCCGCCAGAUCUACGCCCUAGAGGAAUCAUCUCUCGUAGGACCCGAUAAGGGUUCGCGCGCAGGGGACACAAAAGUUGGAGCGAGAAACGAAGGAGUCGCGGGAGCUAAAUCGCGAGCUCCAAACUCACUGGAUAUAAGUCGGCUCAAUAGCCGGAAGGAUACAGUUGGAAAAGAUAAGGAGGCUGAAUUGUGGGCGGCUGCUCGUCAAUUCGUUGAACAGAUGCAGAAGCCUUCCGAGACAAGCAAGGAUUCUACGCCAGCGAAUGGCGCGGAGGACAUGCAGGUGGAUUGA
Penicillium egyptiacum is the source of this 552-nucleotide messenger RNA. The record is from the annotation of a GenBank genome assembly. NCBI's taxonomy places the organism in Eukaryota, Fungi, Ascomycota, Eurotiomycetes, Eurotiales, Aspergillaceae.